CUUACGACCCUGUCAUAAUCGUUUGUAUGUGUAUUUCAAAUGACGAGUCUCAUUCUGAAUCCGAUGUUCUCCAUCAUGUCAGUAUUUAUAAUUUUGCUUUGGUGGAUAUUGCGUAGUGACGGUGCGCGAAUUUUGGCAAUCAUUCCAACGCCGUCGUUCAGCCACAACACUGCGCUUCAGCCACUAUGGAGGGAGCUAUCCUUGCGAGGGCAUAGCGUGACCUUACUGACUGCGGAACCAAUCGGCGACCCCCAGCUCGUGAACCUAACCGAGGUGGACUUGAGUUUCUCCUACAAAACCAUGUUGAAGAAUCUCCAAGAGAAGAUUUACACAAACCGCUUGGAAAUGUACAAGUUUGGAUACCUACGGCACGCGGAGGUUUGCGACGAGCAACUGGGCCAUCCCGCGCUGCAGGCGAUUAUCAGGAACGAGAGUGAAUGGUUCGACUUGCUGAUAACCGAAUCAUCUCGUCUGCCUGUUCUCGCCUUUGCGCAUCGUUUCCGUUGUCCAUCCAUAGGGGUAACCGUUCUCGAUGUUUACCCCACGAUGCACUCACUACUAGGUGAUCCCACCCAUCCCCUAGUUUAUCCCGAUAUCUGGUUGGGUUUGGGAGACUGCACGUCAAUAGUCGGUCGAAUUAGGUGCGUUCUCUACGAUUUAGGAACCUCCCUCCUGCAAACGAGGGUCUUGUUCCCUCUCUAUGACCAGAUGAUAGAAAAGCACUUCGGAGAAGGUUAUCCUCCAAUUGGAGAGUUGGUUAAAGGGAUUAGUAUUCAGUUUGUGAACACGGAUCCCGUCCUUCACAAAGUUCGCCCGCUUGUUCCGGGUGUUAUCCAAGUCGGUGGUACUCUGCAUCGCCUAUCCCGCGAUCCGUUGCGUCAAGAUCUGCGAUCGGUAUUGGACAAAGCAACCAACGGUUUCAUAUAUUUUAGUCUGGGUUCGUACGCCAAAAGCAGCUCGUUACCACCUAAGGUGCUGGAAGUUAUCCUCGAAACCUUCGCCGAGAUUCGCUACACUGUACUGUGGAAGUUUGAAGAUGUGCUCAAUAAAACCGAGAACGUCAUAACGUUAAAAUGGGUGCCGCAGGUGGAUGUCUUAGGUCAUCCGAACAUCAAGCUCUUCAUCACUCACGGAGGCUUGCAAUCCAUCAACGAGGCCAUUCACUUCGGAGUGCCAAUGGUCGGUAUGCCAAUUUUCGCCGACCAGCAGCAGAACGUCCAUCUAAUUGUAUCUAGAGGCUGCGGCUUAUCGGCGAACUACAGAAACUUAGACAGGGCCGGUUUCGAAAAGACCAUCAACGAGGUCAUAGACAACUCAAGGUACGCCACCGCAAUCAAAACGCUGAGAGACCGUGUUAGGGAUCAGCCAAUGACAGGGUUGGAGCGAGCUGUUUGGUGGACGGAGUAUGUGUUGAGACAUAAGGGCGCGGGUCAUCUGAAAAGUGGGGCCGUAGAUGUCGCUUUCUAUCAAUAUUAUCUACUGGAUGUUUUAACUAUAGUAAUUGCACUGUUUACAUUGAUUAUUUUUGGUUUUUAUUUUGUACUGGCGUCUUUUUUCAGGAUUAUUCGUUUAUCGUGUUAUUUUUUGUGUAAAAACUAACAAUGAUAUCAGUGAUUGUUGUGACGCUCGAUCCAAAACUUGGUUUUACAUGUCGAUGCAAAACUUGUAUUUUUUAUUUUAUUUUGUGGUCACUUACUAAAUGCUCUAAGAGCAUAGUUUUAGGUUCGUACAGUCACGAGUCAGUAGUGAUCUUUACGAAAUUUCACACGAUUGCACAAAAUUACGCAAUCCGUCGGGAAACGAAAAUGUGAUUGGAAAUAAGUUACCUGCGCACAUAUGGCCGCAGGCGUGCAUCUGAAUUUCGUGGUCUUUUUUAGUCCUCUCUCCUAAGCUCGAGGUCGAAGAGCUCGGUUUAACACGUACGUUAUUCACGAUUAGUAUCUCACAGCGUAUUGUCUCGAGGCUUCUGCGUAAUUGCUCACGGUUUUCUUCGAACGAGCCCAUUGCUACCACUUUAACUUUUUGAAUCUACGCCCAUCGACCAUUUUAAUCUGUUCAGUAGUAAUCAUUUCUUUUAGCCAAUGAUAUUCCAGAAACCUAAAAUGCCAGAUACGUAGAUUGGCGGUAAACGAGAACUAUAGGAACGACAAGAACGAAUCCACAAAGAAGAACGACACAAACCACAUGGACGACACAGAAAAAAAGAAGGGCGAGACUGUAAGGAAACGAAUGACAAGAACAACAACAAAGAUUUCAUUCUCUUAAACACGUCUUGAAAACGCUUUGUGUUGUUUUGUUAAUAUCCGAGGGGAAAAGGAUACUUAAGAUAGAGAAUGGUAUUUUGGAUUUGUUAUUUUUUGUACUUUGUACUGCUAUAUCUUUAUAGUGUUUUGCCAAGUAAAUAUUUAUAAAAAAUGAA
Photinus pyralis (common eastern firefly) is the source of this 2419-nucleotide messenger RNA. Its product is annotated as UDP-glucuronosyltransferase 3A2-like. NCBI's taxonomy places the organism in Eukaryota, Metazoa, Arthropoda, Insecta, Coleoptera, Lampyridae. The record is from RefSeq and is a predicted model, not a curated record. The coding region runs from base 40 to 1599 and encodes 519 amino acids. The transcript is spliced from 4 exons. Gene Ontology annotation, molecular function: UDP-glycosyltransferase activity.